GGCAUAUCUCUAGUCUUCAGUCCGAAUCCUUUGCUAGUUGAUUCUGAUGGAUAUUCUUGUCUGGUUUAUCUAGGUCUUUCCAGAGGAACACAUCACUAGGCCCACGAUGGCAGAGGACGAAAGCCGGUCUGAAGCGACUGAGUGUUCGCCUCAGCCUGACGAGUCUUCCUCCGUGGAGAAUAACAACCAGGAGCACAACGAUGGCCUCUCUGGAGCCAGAGAAAGCACAAUCUCAGCCUCAGCCUCAGCUGUACGAGACCUUGGCAACGAUGACAACUAUGUUGGCACACAAUCGAGACAGCAGCCUUUGCAAGCAGGAAGAGGACGUAUGCCUCCCCAGCUAGCGCUACAGGCGUAUCUUAUCCGCCAGCAGUACAUUGCAGGCAUUCCACCCGAUCAGAUGGUGUCCAUGACGGGCCGCAGAGCCGGUGAACUCGAGCCGCGAGAAGGAAGACCAGCCGGACAAGCGAGGGUGCCGUCCAUACUGCAGUUCAGUAAUGACGGUAUUUUUGUGCCGCGCAUCCCUCCUGCACGCUUCAACGGGCCGCUGCGCCCAUUACCAGAUUCGUUGCUUGGGCUAGGAGGUGUGACUCGUUCGAGCGAUGGCAAUAGUGCAACCAAUAUCGGAACCACGCAACCUCCCGGGAAUAUCUUGACCUCUACCCAGACCGAGGAGACGUCUGAUUCUGUUCGAGGCCUGGUUCUAAACCCUUCACCGAAACUGGAAUGCACGGAUGACAGUGAAUCUAAUGGCCAUAAGGAUGGAGAUGGGAUCCAGUCCACUAGCCCUGACUAUGCGAUGUUGUCAAGCUUGGUGAAAUGUCCGGACCUUUUCCCCAAGAUUGCCAAGUGGCUUGAACUUGAAGAUAUUAAGAAUCUCUACACAAUCUCUAGGGGGCUCAAUGCCUUUAUGAAUGAGCACAUGGCGCAGAUCGUCGAAGACCAAGCCGCGAAAAGAAACCCCCUAACCUCCCAGAUAUUCCCCUGGCAGUGUUACAGCAAAGUACGCAUGCCCAUUGCACCCGAGAGCGAACAAUCCAUGGAGAAAGAUGCUCUGGAAAAUAUCGACCAAGUGGUACCUACAUUCAAGUGGCUCUCAAUGCUCAGUCACCGCGAGAUGGUGCUCAAAGACAUCAUGGGUCUCAUGACAGCAAGCGGGAAUGCGCUACCACCGUGCUGUGAAAUGGUUUUAUUCAAGAUUUGGUUCCUGAUGGACAUACCGGAUAACGCACGACGACAGUGGACUGUGCGGAACAAGAAUCUUUGGACCGACGACGACAUCUUCUUUGCAGCGCUAAUCUUCGUGAGGCUCGAGCUUCGUUUUGAGGCCAGUCUCGCUGGGCUCCAAACCGACGGGAUGCGACGCCUGCUCAUGGCCCAACCUGGACUGACACUGCUGUGGAAUUCCCUGAGAACGACAUCACUACAGAGUCAUUUCGAAACCCUCCGUGCAUUUGUCCGCUGGCGGUACAUGCCGACUCCAAGUGAGGCGGGUAUGCCUAUCUUUGGAGUCCCCCUCGAGGAGAUCGGCACCCUGCAGUAUGAAGGAUACGGCAAGAGCGAGAGUAAAGUGCGGCUGCAGAGACCAGAUCAGAUCAUACUCAAGGAAAGCCGUCGACGCCAGAUUGAUAUGCGGCGGUUGUAUACGGAAAUCGAAGUGCGUCUACCUAAUAUAUUGCGGCCUGACAGCACAAUCCCUCACGAGCCAGUCCCUUCCUCUGCUCUAUGGAUCCAGGGAAUUCUACAAGCAUCUGAGCGCACCGAAUUUACCGAGUUGGAAAAGAUCACAUUGGAUGAGUGAGACAAGUCGAGGAUCAGGGGGCUUGCAAGCUUCAAGUUCUCAAAGUCAAUAGUCAAUACCUACCUUGCCACAAUAGCAUAUAGGGAUAAAGACGAAGCUCUACAAGUUAUUAACCAUUGGAAAUGAUAGAAAAACACUGCAUCUAGCUAUGUAGAGAAACGCAC
Penicilliopsis zonata CBS 506.65 is the source of this 1965-nucleotide messenger RNA. RefSeq lists its product as hypothetical. NCBI's taxonomy places the organism in Eukaryota, Fungi, Ascomycota, Eurotiomycetes, Eurotiales, Aspergillaceae. Bases 107 to 1801 code for a protein of 564 amino acids. The transcript has a single exon. The record is from RefSeq and is a predicted model, not a curated record.